Messenger RNA from Entrophospora candida, 1266 nucleotides. Lineage: Eukaryota; Fungi; Glomeromycota; Glomeromycetes; Entrophosporales; Entrophosporaceae. The record is from the annotation of a GenBank genome assembly.
AUGUAUAUUGGAUUGAAUCUGUUGAAUCUUAGUUUAGAUACUUUAGAUCCAUUCAAAUUUCAAUUGAUCACGCAUAGAAAAGGCCUUGAAAGAGUUUCGGAAACAAUUGAUCAAGCUAUUGAAUUGGGCCUUAAACCUUUAAAAAUCAAUUCGGUGGUUAUAAGAGGAAUGAAUGAAAAUGAAGUAUUAGAUUUUAUAGAGUUGACACAAAACAAGCCUAUUUAUGUAUAUUGUAUACCUGGAUUUACUGGAAAAUUUGGAUUUAUUACUUCCAUGUCAGAUCAUUUUUGUGGAACAUGCAAUCGAUUAAGAAUUACUGCAGAUGGCAACUUGAAGCUAUUGGAAAUUGUUAAAGUGGCUGUUAAAAAUAAGAAAAAACAGCAUUCUGACACAUUUGAACUGGCUAGAACAAAAAACAGGCCAAUGAUUCUAAUUGAUGCUGGUAAUGAUAAUGAACAAGAUCCCUCCAAACUUGAUAAAGAUUAUAAUGAUUCCGAUGUAAAAGCAUUAUUUAAUGAUGAUGAAUGGAGAGAGAUAGGAAUACCAACAAUUCCUGAUGAAAUUGCUAAGGAACUGUCAAAAUAUGCAAAGAACUCACUAAAAGAACUACAUGAUAUAGUUAUGAAUUCUUAUCUUGAAUGUGGUAUUAAUUAUGAUGUAAAAAAACAUUAUGAUCUUGAAUGGAUACAAAUAACAAUUAGAACACUGGUAAAUUUGUAUGAAAACAUAAAUUCUCCUUUAAUCAAAGAUCAAUAUGAAAUUUUGUUUGUUGUUCUCUAUAGAACUGAUAUACCAUCAUUAGCUAGUGUCAACAGGAAAAAUCAUGGAUGGGUCAAAAAAUCAAAGGAAGUUCAUUGGUUGAAAGAUAGAUGGAGAGUUUCAGAUAAUAAAUAUUUACUCGAAUACUUUACAAUGCCUAAAACAUUGCAUGAUAUGUUAUCAGAUUUGAUUAAGGCUGUGAAUUCUGAUGAAAAAAAAGCCAAUAAACUUCAAGUAUUCGGGAUAUUGCAUUUUGGAUUAAGGGUUCAAUUUGUAAGGAUGUGGUGUGUUGGUGGAUCAAUCACUGUUUUCAAAAAAGAUCCACAAAUUAGAGUUUGUGCAAUAUACCAACAUAAGAUGCUUGUGAAAAAUAAUUUACACAUCCUGGGUAGAGGAAAUGAUGAGUUAAAUGAACAUAAAGUAUUUGAAGAAAUAUUGGAUAUGAACGAACAGAUUGCUCCCUCACAACCAAACAAAUAUUUUGCUGAAUGUAUGAGAAGUCCUUAA